Molecule: messenger RNA, 2901 nt
Organism: Perognathus longimembris pacificus (Pacific pocket mouse)
Lineage: Eukaryota; Metazoa; Chordata; Mammalia; Rodentia; Heteromyidae
Gene: Ell
Product: elongation factor for RNA polymerase II
Exons: 12
Coding region: 14-1849 (611 amino acids)
Biological process (GO): positive regulation of transcription elongation by RNA polymerase II; snRNA transcription by RNA polymerase II; transcription elongation by RNA polymerase II
Cellular component (GO): transcription elongation factor complex
Molecular function (GO): cis-regulatory region sequence-specific DNA binding
Source: RefSeq, a predicted model, not a curated record
UGAUGGUCGCAAGAUGGCGGCGCUGAAGGAGGCUCGGAGCUACGGGCUGUCCUGCGGGAAGGUGAGCGACGGCAGCAAGGUGUCCGUGUUUCACGUGAAGCUCACCGACAGUGCCCUGAAGGCCUUUGAGAGCUACCGCGCUGGCCAGGACUCUGUGUCACUGAGGCCGUCCAUCCGAUUUGAAGGAAGCCAAGGGCAUAUCUGUGUGCCCCAGCCCGACUGCCCCGAGGAGCUGCGCACCUUCUCCUUCUACCUCUCCAACAUUGGCCGCGACAGCCCCCAGGGCAGCUUCGACUGCAUCCAGCAGUACAUCUCCAGCCAUGGCAACAUCCACCUGGACUGCCUGGGUAGCAUCCAGGACAAGGUCACAGUGUGUGCCACCGACGACUCCUACCAGAAGGCACGGCAGAGCCUGGCGCAGGCGGAGGAGGAGACGCGCAGUAGGGCCGCCAUCGUCAUCAAGGCAGGAGGUCGCUAUCUGGGCAAGAAGGUCCAAUUUCGGAAACCAGCCCCAGGGGCCACAGACAAUGUGCCCUCCCGGAAACGGGCCACACCCAUCAACCUGGCCAGCGCCAUCCGCAGGGGUGGAGCCAGCAGCGUGGCACAGAGACCCUUCCGGGACCGUGUGGUGCACCUGCUGGCCCUGAGGCCCUACCGCAAGGCCGAGUUGCUGUUGCGGCUGCAGAAGGAUGGACUGGCGCCGGCAGACAAGGAUGCACUGGAUGGCCUGCUGCAGCAGGUGGCCAACAUGAGUGCCAGGGAUGGCACAUGCACACUGCGGGACUGCAUGUACAAGGACGUGCAGAAGGAUUGGCCUGGCUACUCUGAGGGCGACCAGCAGCUGCUGAAACGCGUGCUUGUCCGGAAAAUGUGCCAGCCACAGCCCACAGGCAGCCUCCCUGGUGACGCCCCUGCCUCCAGCCCAUCCGGAGACCCGAGCUGUGCCUCGCCCCCACAGAAGCGGCCACAGCCCCCGGACUUCAUCGACCCCCUGACUAGCAAGAAGCCCAGGAUCUCGCACUUCACACAGCGAGCACAGCCCGCCCUCAACGGGAAGCUAGGUGCACCCAACGGCCGUGAGGUGCCACUGCCCGCCCCAGGGCUGCCUGCCCGGAUGGACAACCUGACCACUGGCACCCCCCCGCCCCCACGGCUAGAGCCCCCGUGGGCCCACGACCCCCUGGCUGACGUGAGCAAUGACCUGGCCCACAGCAGCCCGGACUGCAGGCGGCAGCAGGUAGCCCCAGACCCAGCUCCCAGCCCGCACCCGGGGCUCCUCCUGCUGACGGACUUGGUCCAGCCCGGCCGGCCCCAUGGGGGUCCCCACAGCAAGUCCAAGAAGAAGUCCAAGAAGCACAAAGACAAGGACCGGACCCCCGAGGACAGGCACCACAUCCUGCUGCCUGCACCCAUACCUGCCCCACACACGGCACCAUCCAGUGCCCCUGGUGUGAAUGGAGAUGGAUGCAGCACCGAUGUCCCCACAUCCACCACAGAGAUGCCGGACUACUUGCUGAAAUACGCCGCCAUCUCCUCCUCCGAGCAGCGCCAGAGCUACAAGAAUGACUUCAAUGCUGAGUACAGCGAGUACCGUGACUUGCAUGCGCGCAUCGAGCAGAUCACGCGCCGCUUCACACAGCUGGAUACCCAGCUGAGGCAGCUGGCCCAGGGCUCUGAGGAGUAUGAGACAACUCGGGGGCAGAUUUUACAGGAAUACCGGAAAAUCAAAAAGACCAACACCAACUACAGCCAGGAGAAGCGGCGCUGCGAGUACCUGCACAGCAAGCUGGCGCACAUCAAGAGGCUCAUUGCCCAGUACGACCAGCGCCAGCUGCAGGCCUGGCCCUAGCGCGGCACCAGGGCCCACCACACCGCUGCAGCCCACUCAAGACUGGCCACCGCUGCCUUUUCUAGUUUUCUACCAAGUCAGCCACUUUGAGCUACUGCUACAGAGACUCCAGUCUAUUUUUGUACAAAAGAGAAUGCAAAUCUUUUCUAAACCUGUGCCUCCCUCCUUGGGUGCCAGGCCCGGCGCCACUGGCCCUUCUGCAGUAUUACAGCCUUGGUCCUGACCCAGGCCCAGCCGGAACCAGCAGCUGCUCGGGGCCCAUUCGCGUGGUCUGCUCUGUGGGGCCUCAGUCAUGGGGUGGCUUAACAGGAGCCUGCAGGCCUCACCCCCAACUCCUGUCCAUUUCACAGUGGCCAGGCCACGGCCUCCCUUCUGCCGAUUCCAUUCUGCCCCCAUCCAUGUGUGGGUUGCGGAUGUUCCAGUGGAGUCAUUACAGGCCUUGCACUCAGGGAGAGGUUGGGGGCCCUGGGGUGGGGGUCUUGCCUGCUCUCUCUAGGGUGCAGGCGCCACAACACCCCAGUUGCUGCUUUGUUGCUGUGCCUAUUCCCCAUGUGCGUGCGUGUGUGUGUGUCUGUGUGUCUGUGUGCAGGUGGACCCUCCCUGAGCAUGGUUGGGAGCGUGUCCUGCUCAGGGCCCAGCCAGGACAGGAAUGCAGUGGGGUCACAUCAGCCAGGCUGCAGUCCCGGGGAGUGCAGCAGAUGCAACCAGCACUGUUUUUCUAACCUGCGGGCAUGGGGGCGGCAUCCUCCCCAUCUGGCCACGCAGCUGGGAAGGUCAGCAGCCCUCCCUCUGGGGGCCCAGCUUGUUGGCGGAGAGCCAGGGAGCCCCCACUGGCUUCUCCAUUGUCUGUCUUCUGUCAUGUCUGUCCAUCCACCGGUGACGCCCGGCCGGUACUGCUCUAACUUAUUUAGACUGUGAAGAAACCCCUUUGAGCCAUGACGUCGGGGGUCCAGAGCCUUCACUUUGCCAAAUGUUACGGUGGAGAGCCGUGGGCACCGUCGCUUCCCCGGGGCUUCUCCAGAGAUCAGCUACAAUAAAGCACCUGGACGCUG